This is a messenger RNA of Gorilla gorilla gorilla (western lowland gorilla), 4618 nucleotides long. It is a transcript of the gene LIMS1, whose product is annotated as LIM zinc finger domain containing 1. Gene Ontology annotation, cellular component: cell-cell junction; cytoplasm; focal adhesion. Gene Ontology annotation, biological process: cell-cell adhesion; positive regulation of integrin-mediated signaling pathway; cell-cell junction organization. The transcript has 10 exons. Lineage: Eukaryota; Metazoa; Chordata; Mammalia; Primates; Hominidae. Bases 203 to 1366 code for a protein of 387 amino acids. The record is from RefSeq and is a predicted model, not a curated record.
AUCCUGACUGCCAUGUAACUGUGUACUGUGCUGCUGAGCUCUUAACGUGAAGCAGUAGCAGUGACCCUGGCGGGCCAGGCUGACGUGCGUGGGAACAGUGGGAGUAACCCUGGCUGGGAAGCAGGGAGGCCUGGAUAUUGUUUCUCCUGGCUCUGUGUCCUGCCAUUCUCGUCCCUGUGCUCAGAGCUCUCAAGCACCCACGAUGGCCUUCUCAGGCCGAGCGCGCCCCUGCGUUAUCCCAGAGAACGAAGAAAUCCCCCGAGCAGCCCUUAACAGUGUCCACGAGGCCAAUGGGACCGAGGACGAGAGGGCUGUUUCCAAACUGCAGCGCAGGCACAGUGACGUGAAAGUCUACAAGGAGUUCUGUGACUUUUAUGCAAAAUUCAACAUGGCCAACGCCCUGGCCAGCGCCACUUGCGAGCGCUGCAAGGGCGGCUUUGCGCCCGCUGAGAAGAUCGUGAACAGUAAUGGGGAGCUGUACCAUGAGCAGUGUUUCGUGUGCGCUCAGUGCUUCCAGCAGUUCCCAGAAGGACUCUUCUAUGAGUUUGAAGGAAGAAAGUACUGUGAACAUGACUUUCAGAUGCUCUUUGCCCCUUGCUGUCAUCAGUGUGGUGAAUUCAUCAUUGGCCGAGUUAUCAAAGCCAUGAAUAACAGCUGGCAUCCGGAGUGCUUCCGCUGUGACCUCUGCCAGGAAGUUCUGGCAGAUAUCGGGUUUGUCAAGAAUGCUGGGAGACACCUGUGUCGCCCCUGUCAUAAUCGUGAGAAAGCCAGAGGCCUUGGGAAAUACAUCUGCCAGAAAUGCCAUGCUAUCAUCGAUGAGCAGCCUCUGAUAUUCAAGAACGACCCCUACCAUCCAGACCAUUUCAACUGCGCCAACUGCGGGAAGGAGCUGACUGCCGAUGCACGGGAGCUGAAAGGGGAGCUAUACUGCCUGCCAUGCCAUGAUAAAAUGGGGGUCCCCAUCUGUGGCGCUUGCCGACGGCCCAUCGAAGGGCGCGUGGUGAACGCCAUGGGCAAGCAGUGGCAUGUGGAGCAUUUUGUUUGUGCCAAGUGUGAGAAACCCUUUCUUGGACAUCGCCAUUAUGAGAGGAAAGGCCUGGCGUAUUGUGAAACUCACUAUAACCAGCUAUUUGGUGAUGUUUGCUUCCACUGCAAUCGUGUUAUAGAAGGUGAUGUGGUCUCUGCUCUUAAUAAGGCCUGGUGCGUGAACUGCUUUGCCUGUUCUACCUGCAACACUAAAUUAACACUCAAGAAUAAGUUUGUGGAGUUUGACAUGAAGCCAGUCUGUAAGAAGUGCUAUGAGAAAUUUCCAUUGGAGCUGAAGAAAAGACUUAAGAAACUAGCUGAGACCUUAGGAAGGAAAUAAGUUCCUUUAUUUUUUCUUUUCUAUGCAAGAUAAGAGAUUACCAACAUUACUUGUCUUGAUCUACCCAUAUUUAAAGCUAUAUCUCAAAGCAGUUGAGAGAGAAGAGGACCUAUAUGAAUGGUUUUGUCAUUUUUUUAAUUAAAAAAGAAAAAUUCAUAUAAUCGUGUUUAAAACACAAAUGAAGUCAGUAUUUGCCUUUGUUAACCCUUAUCCAUUUGUUGACAUGUAGACUGUUUACAAAAAAAAAAAACACAUGGUUAAAUGUUAAAUUUUAAUUAAGGCCCCCAAAAAUUAAAUAUAACUUUUUAAAAUGAAAGGAGUCACCUUUUACAUGACUCAGGUGAAAAAACAGUAUAAACAUUAAUUUACUUUGUGUUCAAAAGAAAAUUCCAACUGCUGUUGGGGAAGGACACAAAAAAGAAAAAUAACCACCCAAGAGAAACAAAAACAAGAAAAACAAAUCUAUACAAUCUUAGUAUAUUUAUCAAACUAGUAGCUAGAAAGUGAAUAUGCACGUUACUAAGACAAAAAACAAGUGUAAUUCAGAACUACUUGAUUUUUUUUAGUUAAAUGCAAUAAUUAUUAUGCUUAGUUUUAUAACCUGCUCUCCUUGUGAAUUCUUCCUUCAAAUGAUUACUGAACGCAGUAGUAAUAGCUAGCUAGUAGGAUGUCCUUUAAAUUUUUGUGCAAAAAAAAUUUAUACCAGGUAUUUGGAAAUAUACUUUACAAUAUUGGAAAAUGAAGUAUUUUUAAUGUAUUACAGCAAUUAUGUUUCUAAGCUUAAUGUUAAGCAUGUAGUCUUAGAAUAGGACAUGAAAUUAAAUUGUAUGUAGCUUGGAAUAUAUUGCUUCAGAAAACUGAAUGUGUAUGUCGGUCAUAUUGCCUUUAUAACCAUGCUAAUAUCUAUGCUUUAUACAUACUCAAACUUGCCUUGCCUUAAAAAAAUACAUACUACAUACUUAAAUCAGGAAUUCUAGCCAUCUCACAGAAUACCAACUAAAACUAAGUACAUUGAGAUCUGAGAUUGGUAAACCCAGAUUCAUUUACCACAGCUGUAAUUAAGUUUUUAGAAACUCUAUUCUCUUCUUUUUGGGGAAAUCCAUUGAAGUUAAUUUCUGUUAUCUUAUUAGAAGAAAAUGAUGUUGAUAUGUGUUUCAGAUUUUCCAUUUCAAAUCUUAUAAUUAAUUUGAUUUAUUUACUAUAAGUAGGAGGUAUAAAUGACACUCUUAAAUUGGAAGGAGGGUGUUUUAGUGUUUGUUUUAGGUCAAAAUUAGUGAUUCUAUUUUUAUCAAAAGUUUUAUCUUGAAGUUUCAGGACCACUCUUCCUUAAUAAACUUGUUAAUGGAAAGCGAGCUUUAUGAACAUUUAAAAAUGUUGCUGCUGCUUUGUUACUUAAAAAGAAAGUUGCCAAGAGAGACUUCUUAGGGAAAAUAUUUGGGUUUUUUUUCCAAAAAUUGCUGAAAUAUUGUUUUGCCAUUUUCAAAAAGUCUCAGGUUAUUACCACUCUGCCAUUAAAUAUUUGUAUGCCUGCAUUUUUAAAAAUUCUGUGCAUGUACUUUAUGGAGUACAUUCUAUUUUUGUUUUCAGAUACCCUGCAACCAAUUUUUUUUUAGUAAUCUUUUAGAACUAAAAUUAUCAUAAAUGAUUGAAAAUAAUCAUCACAUAGUUUAAGAUUGUAUGUGUUCAGUAGUUUAAAACAAUCUUUGCAUUUGACAGUAAGAAUCAAAGUCCCUUCAGUGUGCCUUUGUCAGCUAAUAUGUGACCAGCAAUGACAACCUUGGGAGUAUUUAUUAAAUAUUAUGCUAUGAAUAUAGGCAACAUAAGACAGGGUUUGCAGUAUAGCGUCUUGAUGCUAAAUUCUCAUAUACCUCUACACGAGAAAUAUGGAGGAGAAAAACAAGCAUUUACAUAUAUUCUUCGUCACUUUGAAGAUGCAUGGCCUGAACUCGACUGCUUGUGUUUGUUUACAUAUCAGGCACACCCAGGCAUCUCCUGCAGCCAGAGGUUCCACUGCUGUCUUUGCUCAGUCCUCUUUUAAAAUAUGAAUUAGUGGACAGGCACGGUGCCUCACACCUGUAAUCCCAGCACUUUGGGAGGUCGAGGCAGGUGGAUCACGAGGUCAGGAGAUCAAGACCAUCCUGGCUACCACUGAAACCCCAUCUCUACUACAAAAAAAUUAGCCGGGCGUGGUGGCGGGCACCUGCAGUCCCAGCUACUCAGGAGGCUGAGGCAGGAGAAUGGUGGGAACCCGGGAGGCAGAGCUUGCAGUGAGCCAAGAUCGCGCCACUGCACUCCAGCCUGGGCAACAGAGCAAGACUCUGUCUCAAAAAAAAUAAAUAAAUAAAUUAUGAAUGAGUAUUUUCUAGAAAUUCAACUUGCUAAGCCUGUAAUACUUAAGGGUAGUUUAUCUAGAUACAGUACUUUCUUCCCUGAUAAGUAGUAUCAUUGGAGCCCUUAGGCAUAGGAGAAAAGGAAGAAGUUUAAAAAGUGUAAGUGGGCCGGGCGUGGUGGCUCAUGCCUGUAAUCCCAGCACUUUGGGAGGCCGAGGGGGGCGGAUCACGAGGUCAGGAGAUCCAGACUAUCCUGGCUAACAAGGUGAAACCCCGUCUCUACUAAAAAUACAAAAAAAAACAUUAGCCAGGCGUGGUGGCGGGCGCUUGUAGUCCCAGCUACUCGGGAGGCUGAGGUAGGAGAAUGGCUUGAACCCAGGAGGUGGAGCUUGCAGUGAGCCGAGAUCGCGCCACUGCACUCCAGCCUGGGCGACAGAGCAAGACUCCGUCUCAAAAAAAAAAAAAAGUGUAAGUGGAUUAAAAGAGAAACUUGGUCUAGUUCAUAAUAUUUUUAAUAGGGCUUUCCCUGGCUGCUGGAAAACUUAGGCCAGUAAGCAUCUCUUUGUUUAAAGUCCUACAAGACAAUUUGAAAUAAUUCAUUGUUCAUGCCAAAAUUCUAAGUACUGUUUUUCUUAGCAAGUGUAAUAUAAUCGGGAAAAAUGGGUAUAAGUAAAACAUUCUUUGGAUCAUAUUCAAAGCCUUAUUAGCACUGCACCUGAGUAAUAGGUCAUUUUGCCUCACUCAUUUGCCAAAGUAGCCAUUUCUAAGUUAAGGAAGUUUUUAGGUAGGCUUAUAGCCUUGUAUUUCAUUUUAGAUUGUAAGCUCAGUGGCAGGGAUACUAUAUCGGUAAUUAUGUUUUCAUAUAGCAACCACCACAGUAUAUUCUUGGUGCUUAAUAAAUGUUUAUAAUUGUUAACAAUAA